GGGAGCGGCGUGCCGGUGUGGUGCCGUAGACGUGGGUCGAGUAUAAGAGCCUCAUCCGGUCCAUCGAUGGGAGGACACGCUUGAGGCUGACUUUCCUUUUCCACACGCUCUUUCGCAUCUUUCGAUUCUAUCGAAGCUCCGUUCGUUCUUUGUUCAUUCAUUCGUUCAUUACUUGAAUUACUCUUCUCCAAAAUGAGGAGUUCUGCUCUCUUCGCUCUGGCUGCUGCCCAGCUUGUUGCUUCGCACACCACUGUUCAGAACAUCUUGGUCAACGGUGUCGACCAGGGACACCACACUGGCAUUCGCACACCCACCAACGGCAACAACCCCAUCAAGGAUGUUACUUCGUCCGACAUGACUUGCAAUGUUGGCGGCUCCACUGCUGCUGCGGACACGAUUGAGGUCGCGGGUGGCGACAAGAUCACCUUCCAGUGGCAUCACAAUGACCCAGAAUCGAGCGGCGAUGCUGACGAGCCAAUUGCUUCGUCCCACAAAGGCCCUAUUCUCGUUUACAUUGCGCCCACCUCCUCGAACGGCGCGGGCGAUGUCUGGGUCAAGCUGUACGAGGACGGCCUGAGCAACGGUGUCUGGGCAGUUGACACCUUCAUCUCCAACGGGGGCGCACACAGCAUCACCCUGCCGGACCUCGCCCCCGGCGAGUACCUCCUGCGUCCAGAGCUCUUCGCCCUUCAUGAGGCAUUCAACGAGGGUGGCGUGCAGGUCUACAUGGAGUGCGUUCAGAUCAAGGUUACCAGCUCCGGUUCUGUUGAGCUCCCGGCCGGCGUCGCUAUCCCCGGCACCUACUCUCCUACUGACCCCGGUAUUCUCGUCAACAUCUACCCGACACCGUCGGAGUACACCAUCCCCGGCCCUGCUGUGUGGGACGGUGCUAGCAGUGGCUCUGGCUCGACUCCCGCUUCGUCCAAGGCUGCUUCCAGCGCCGCUCCUGCUGCUACGUCGAAGACUGCCGCAACCAGCGCUGCCCCGGCUCAGACGUCGGUUGUUCAGGACGUUGCUACGAGCGCUGCUGCUGCCCCGUCUUCUGCUGCCCCUGUUGCAACCUCCGCCCCUGUCGCGUCAAACCCUACAACCCUCGUCACCUCCGUCAAGCCCGUUGCCACUGGUACAUCUGGUGCCGUCCAGAAGUGGGGCCAGUGCGGCGGUAUGAACUACUCUGGCGCAACGGGCUGCGCUGAUGGCUGGGUCUGCAAGGAGUGGAACCCGUACUACUCCCAGUGUAUUGAGUCCGCUUAAGCGAUUCACGUUCUCAGCAAGGGGAACUCACUUCUUAUGCCCCCGUUUCUGCAUGACCAGGCGUCGCGAGGUCUUCUUUUGGAUUCAGAGUACAUUCUUCCCGCGGGCUUGUUCCCGGUAUUCGCUACGAGGCUGCUAGAGCAGCUGUAUUAUCU
Molecule: messenger RNA, 1409 nt
Organism: Trematosphaeria pertusa
Lineage: Eukaryota; Fungi; Ascomycota; Dothideomycetes; Pleosporales; Trematosphaeriaceae
Product: carbohydrate-binding module family 1 protein
Exons: 2
Coding region: 193-1254 (353 amino acids)
Biological process (GO): carbohydrate metabolic process
Cellular component (GO): extracellular region
Molecular function (GO): cellulose binding
Source: RefSeq, a predicted model, not a curated record